GGUUGGGGAGGCUGGGGAGGAAACCCGUUGGUGGCUGCGUCAUGGCGCGACUGCUGCGAGCGCUGCGGGCUCUGCCUUUGCUGCAGGCGCCUGGGCCGCUGGCUCGGGGUUGCGCGGGAUCGGGAAGCAGGGACACAGGGUCUCUAACAAAGUCCAAGCGCGCUCUGAGCGAAGCGGACUGGCAGAAGAAACUGACCCCUGAACAGUUCCAUGUCACCAGAGAGAAAGGAACUGAAGCGCCUUUCAGUGGAAUGUAUUUGAACAACAAGGAGACAGGGAUGUACCAUUGUGUGUGCUGUGAUAGCCCACUCUUCAGUUCUGAGAAGAAGUACUUUUCUGGCACUGGCUGGCCUUCAUUUUCUGAGGCUCACGGCACAAAAGGCUCAGAUGAAAGUCACUCAGGGAUCCUGAGACGACUGGACACUUCCUUAGGAUGUCCUCGCAUGGAGGUGGUCUGCAAGCAGUGUGAAGCUCACCUGGGCCAUGUGUUUCCUGAUGGACCCAAGCCCACUGGCCAAAGGUUUUGCAUCAACAGUGUGGCCCUGAAGUUCAAACCCAGCAAGCCCUGACUGUUUGCAGAAGGCCUGUGCUGUGCCCUUCCUUGUGGAGCCUUGGACCUGUAACUCAGGUAGAUGCCUUGCUUUAUUUAGGUGAAGGUUGAUACUGACCACAGGGGAGUCACAGCUUCUUAGUCACCUGAAAGCAACUCAACCUGACUUCCACUUGGGCCAUGGGAUUUCAACUAACUGCCAAGGCUUUGGGUGAGACCACAGGGUGGGACCCAGGCAGGACUUCCACAGGUUCAUGGGCUGACGAGGGUCCCUAAAGCCCCUGAAGGGAACCUGUUAUGGACAUCUCUGUUCAUUUCUUCAUGGAUGUACACAGAUGAGGGCUCAAGGGGAAGAGAAAGGAAGAGAUGGGCUGGAACAGAUGAGAGAUCCCAGCGUUGAAGAGGAGGACAGAGUGGCUGAGCAUGGGACACACAUACCCAUGAUGAUAUAAUGGAUGAGACUUGUGGCUUCUUACCCAAAACUCCUCUGACUCAGCCUUACAACUCACAGCUGGGAUCCAUGUGAAUUGAGAAUGCUCUCUUUUUCUUUGUUACAGCACUAAACUUCAAAUAUUCAAAUAAAGUAUUGAGAUCAAUGUUUA
Mus pahari (shrew mouse) is the source of this 1152-nucleotide messenger RNA. It is a transcript of the gene Msrb2, whose product is annotated as methionine sulfoxide reductase B2. Gene Ontology annotation, cellular component: cytoplasm. Gene Ontology annotation, molecular function: peptide-methionine (R)-S-oxide reductase activity. Bases 42 to 569 code for a protein of 175 amino acids. Gene Ontology annotation, biological process: response to oxidative stress; protein repair. The record is from RefSeq and is a predicted model, not a curated record. NCBI's taxonomy places the organism in Eukaryota, Metazoa, Chordata, Mammalia, Rodentia, Muridae. The transcript is spliced from 5 exons.